AUGUAUCGAAUCAACCAAGAUGAUCAAUGUGUUAUAUGCCUUGGACAACUUGUUAAAGGGGACUUGAUCCGUUGGCUCCCUAACUGUGGUCACGUAUUUCAUGUAUCAUGUAUCGAUAAUUGGUUCCAUGCUCAUAUAAAUUGCCCAAUUUGUCGAUCACUUGUACGUGGUACGGCUUCUAGUGGUAGAGGAGGAGUUGAUGGUUGCGGACCUAGUGGUGGUGGAUGUCGUCGUGGUCUUCCUAGGACAAGAUCAGGCGGGAGACUAUGUCAUUCGACGAAAAUGACCCUUCCUAUACAAGGAUUAGGGCCGCGAGACUUGGUUAAGUUCGGUUUACGGCGAUCAUUAUCUAUGGAUGAAUGUUCUGUAGUAAUCGAUACAAGGGAACAAACAACUACUACUUCUUCAUCUUCAUUAUUACCUAAUAAUAAUAGUUCUUGUAAUAAUCCUUCUUUGUCAAAAAUUGAGUUCUUACUGAGUAGAUUAUAUCAAGCACCAUCAUCUAUUAGGCGUUACAAUAAUUAUAUGUCUAGCAUGGGAUCGCGGUCGUUGCAUGGUUCAAGGGCAGGGCAAGGAGGUACUUUGAGGAACAAUAGUAUUCUACCUUACUAG
This is a messenger RNA of Chenopodium quinoa (quinoa), 612 nucleotides long. Its product is annotated as RING-H2 finger protein ATL11-like. The record is from RefSeq and is a predicted model, not a curated record. Lineage: Eukaryota; Viridiplantae; Streptophyta; Magnoliopsida; Caryophyllales; Amaranthaceae. Gene Ontology annotation, biological process: protein ubiquitination. The transcript has a single exon. Bases 1 to 612 code for a protein of 203 amino acids.